UCGAAUUCUUUGUGUUUCAGGCAAAAAGAAAUUCCCCUCGGAUCCAUCUUGCUGUCCGGUAUGUGGUGUGACAGUGAGACCUCAAGAAUUGGAGCAACAUUUUGCUCAAGAGCUCGAUCGAUUGUACAAGGUCUCGGCAUCUGCAAGACCUCGAUCCUCGAGGUCGACUUUACCGCCGACACAUCCCCAAGAUCAUCCCCAUGGUCCGAUGUUGCAUGCCCCAUCAGCCGCGGAUGGCACCCCUCAAGGUAGAUGGGAGACGUACAAGAGGAUCAAGGCCAAUAGACAGGCUAGAAUACGCGUUAAGAAUCGGAAACGAAAAGCGGACGAGGCGUCCUGUCCGGUUUGUAGCGAACGAUUGUCGGGUACUCCAGAGGAAUUGAAUCAGCAUGUCGAUCGGUGUCUAAACAAGCAAAACAACGGGAAUCCCGCUGGACAAAACGCGAACGUCGACGAAGAGGAGGUCGACGUCGAGGGCGAUCCCGAGUACGAGGAGUACGAGUGGGCCGGCCAGACAAGGGUGCGCGCCACUUCCAUGCUCGUUGGUGGAUUCUCCGCAGCGGGUCUCGCCACCUCAUCGAGCAACCGCGGUGGCGCUAGGGGCGGGAAUGGCAAUCAGGAGGACGAAGACGUGGAUCUGGUGGUCGACGGAGACGACGCCGCCGAGUUCGGCCCGGCUCAGUACUCCGAGGCCGACGUGGUCGCACCGCGCGUCGACGGCACGCCACGAGAACAGAAGGAACGAGACGCGCUUCGCGAGGCCGUCAUUUCGCCCAACGCGCCGCACACGCCGCAGCAGCUGACCCCGGACUCGGGCCUGACGGCGCAGGGCCUGGUCGAGGUCAAGCCGGAGCCCGGCGCCGCGACGCCCGUCGCCCAGCAGAACGACCCCGACGAGGGCGCCUCCGUGUCGCCCAGAAGGGACGGCGACACGCCCGUCGUCGAGGCUCUUCGCGGCCGCAUCCGCGAGCUCGAGGCCGAGAUGCGCGGGCAACCCUUCAAGUGUCUCAUUUGCAUGGAACAAUACAAGAAACCGGUUACUUCGGUUUGCUGUUGGCACGUACAUUGUGAACAAUGUUGGUUGCACACGUUGGGCGCGAAAAAGCUCUGUCCUCAAUGCAACAUGAUAACGUCACCGUCCGAUCUGCGACGCAUUUACAUGUGAACAAGCCGGCUCGACGUCCCUCAGGAACCGCGUUCACCCCCCGCCACUCCAGGGAUCAGCCGGGCAACGUCGUCUACGAGCAUUUCGCUCCUGUAAAUACUUGUAUAUUUCUCUGCGUUACGUAAAUUAACUCCCUAGCAUUUUAACAUGUACGAUUAUUCAUCUUAGAGCUAGUAAAUUAACUUUGUUAGUUCUUAACGAUCAACGACCGAGCGUCACUCCAGGAUCAUCCAAUGCAAUUUUGUGCGUCCACCGAUCGCGGCCAUAUUAUACGUAUUAUAUUCAUUUAUAUUUACAAUUAUAUUUACAAAUUUAUAUUUACAAAUUCGUUAUUCAAUGAAAACUGUAAACUUACGAGGUAAGUUUUUAAUCAGGCCGCUCUUUUACUUGUUACCGCAAUUACAAACAAUUUAUUGCAAUGCUAAUUGGUUGAUAUAUUGACAAUUUUUACGGUUUUGUUAAAAUAGUAUAUUUCACUUUGAUGAUAAUUUUUGUUUUUUUUUUUUUACUUUUACUUAGUUUCAUAUUUUUGUGAUUUAUUAACAAUUUUUACAAAAUCAGAAUGUUUAUUGCGAAUGUUUAUGCGAACAUUUGAAAUUAAUUUUUUAUUAUUCUUGAUCAAAAUAUUUGAGCAAGAUCUCAAAUAUGUUAUUUCUAACGAAGGCUCAUCAUUUGUUAAAUACGCGACAAAAUUGCGAAGAUUCAAGCGAUACAAAUCCGCAUCGACGAGAAUCGCAUUGUACGCUCUGCAAUAUCUUCGUUUUACCAACGAGGUUAAAGAAUCUUAAGAUUACACGAAACGACGACUUAAAAGGAAGCCGAUUGGCUGUGUAAUUUUUUUUCUGCUACGAAUUAUUUGUACAAGAUUUACGAUCAAAUUUUUAUUUGAACGCUACUUAUUUUUUUUUUUUUUUUUGAUAAUCGGCUUUCGAUGCUCGUCUCUAUCGUAUAAUUACCAGAACUUUUAGAUCAUCGUCAAACCAGUCUCUCGCGAUGCACCAACGAGUUAAUGUAAAUACACUAAACGGAAGAA
Molecule: messenger RNA, 2198 nt
Organism: Pogonomyrmex barbatus (red harvester ant)
Lineage: Eukaryota; Metazoa; Arthropoda; Insecta; Hymenoptera; Formicidae
Product: ring finger protein 220
Biological process (GO): DNA repair; protein ubiquitination
Molecular function (GO): DNA binding; ubiquitin protein ligase activity; metal ion binding
Source: RefSeq, a predicted model, not a curated record